Aspergillus heteromorphus CBS 117.55 is the source of this 5005-nucleotide messenger RNA. RefSeq names its product sulfite reductase (NADPH) subunit beta. The transcript has 4 exons. NCBI's taxonomy places the organism in Eukaryota, Fungi, Ascomycota, Eurotiomycetes, Eurotiales, Aspergillaceae. Gene Ontology annotation, cellular component: sulfite reductase complex (NADPH). Gene Ontology annotation, molecular function: heme binding; sulfite reductase (ferredoxin) activity; FMN binding. The record is from RefSeq and is a predicted model, not a curated record. Bases 241 to 4818 code for a protein of 1525 amino acids. Gene Ontology annotation, biological process: sulfate assimilation.
AAAAAAAAAAAUUUAGGGGAACACGGCUGACCGUGAAGCUAAAAUUAAUUCUCCUUCUCCUCUUCUUUCCUUCCUUUCUCCCCUCCCCUCCUUCUCCCGUCCACCUCAUCUCGCCUUGAUCUCGAAUUGAGUGGGGAGUCACCCGUAUGCGGUGAUAUCACUACUACUACUUACUUUCCGGGCCAUCCCACUUAUAAUAUCCCUGCGCGCGUUUCGCAGCGCAGCCAGCUAUCGUCUAAGAUGGCGUCCGUUUCGACUGCUGGGGAAGCAGUGGCGAGAAUCGCCUACCUGGCCAGCGAUGUCGUUCUCUCCGUGCAACCAUCGCUCCAGGUGGAUUCUUGGUUCUCCAAGACCCUCAAGACCCUGAAGGGACACAAUGCCCGUAACGUCUUGCCAAGGGGCGUGCCUGACGUGGUGGCCGUUCGAUACAACGAAGAUCCCCUCCUCUCCGUGUUCCACCCGCUGCAGGCAGGCAAUGCAGUCUCGGUGGUCUCCACCUCCUCUACCCUCCUCACUUCCAUCCCUCACCUCUACCGUCUGGCCAACAGCCCCGUCGUCAUCCACGUCGCUCUGGAGCCCCACCCGUUCCCAGACUACUCCGUGAUCAGCUCGAUCAGACAGUGUGGAUUCACCUUCCUGCACUCUGAGACGGUCCAGGAGGCCCAGGAUAUCGCCAUCACCGCCCACGCGUUGGCCCGCAAGUCCGGAAAGGGUGUCAUCCACUUCUUCGACCCUGCCAACUCGGCUCGCGACGAUGCGAUUGCAGAGGAGAAUGCCGAUGUCGUAAGGGCCCUUCUCAGCCUGGGAACCUCUGUCACACAUUCCUCUGGUCACGGUGCCCAGACGCUGUACACUGAUUCUGGACGGGUUGCCACUGUCUCUGAGGAUGCUGUGGACAGCGCCGCUGGUCAGACUGAAGGCUCCUCCACUCCCGGUCGGCCGGCCCAGACCCCUUCGAGCAUCAGUCUGGACAACUCGUCCGUUGGCUCUUCGCGGAGAGACAGCAGCGCAGAUAGCCGUGCUACCAGCUCUGCUGCCACCACCGUCGAUGCUUCAUCCACGCGGCCUGUGAGCGCUGCUGAUAUCUUCGAGUGGACUUCUCAAAUAUGGAGGUUGCUGUCGGAGACAGUGGGUCGCAACUACCGCGCUAUCGAGUACACUGGUCCCGCUGAGGCCAAGUCGGCUAUCUUCGUUUUUGGUUCGACUGGUGUGUUUGUGGACGUCUUGGGCAAAGAGGAAGCUACCGGCGAGCUUGGCAAAGUUGGACUGAUAACUGCCCGUUUGUACCGUCCCUGGAUUGGCGGUCAGAUUGUCAACUCCAUUCCCAGCUCUGUUGAGAAGAUUGCGGUGUUGGAGCAGGUCCGCAAGACCACGAAGUGGGGCCCUGCGUUCAUGGAUCUCCUUUCCAGCUUGUCCCCCGCUGCUGGUCGUACUACCCCUCAGAUUGUCGGCUACAGGCUGGGAUAUGUCGAGCCCUCCACGGCGGUUCAGGCUCUCCGUGGCAUUGUCCAGAACCUGACCUCUCCUUCGCCUAUCCAGAACCUAGAGAUCGGAAGUUCCAAGGUCCCUGCCGUCCAGUCCUCUCUGGAGCAACCCGCCAUCGAGAACGCUUACCUCAAAAUUUUGAACCAGCUCUUUGGUGAGCGUCUGCACAUCGCUAACCAGUUGGGCUCCAAGAAUGCAGGCAUUUCCUCCACUAUUGCCGCUAGCCCCGAGUACGGAUUUGGCGCGCUAACUGCCAGGUUGGAACACCGUCAGCGUUUCAUCAAGGAGGUCGAGGAAGCGUCCAAGGCCACUAGCUUUGCUACUGAUAUCCCCCGCUCAUGGCUGUCGAAGUGGGCCCUUAGCGCUGGAGAUGCCUCCAAGGCCAACAAGUUGGCUCCUGAUGUCAUUGCCCGCCUUUCUAAUGAUGGCUCCGCACUUGCGAGACAGCUUUUGUCUUCCAAGAAGCUGUUCUACGAUGAGUCUCUGUGGCUCGUUGGCUCUGAUGCCUGGGCGUACGACCUUGGAAACUCCGGUGUUCACCACGUUCUCGCCUCGGGCGCCAACGUCAACAUGCUCGUCAUCGAUUCUCAACCUUACUCGGAACGCACCGCCGCCGACCCCACUCGCAGAAAGAAGGACAUCGGAUUGUAUGCUAUGAACUAUGGUAAUGCCUAUGUCGCCUCCGUUGCCGUGUACGGCUCCUACACCCAGGUGCUCCAGGCUAUGGCCGAGGCGGAACAGUUUGACGGUCCCUCGGUCAUUGUUGCUUAUCUGCCCUACAACCAGGAGAAUGACUCUCCUUUGACCGUUCUUCAAGAAACUAAGAAGGCUGUCGACCUUGGUUACUGGCCCCUGUACCGCUGGAACCCUGGCAACGACGAGAACGGCGAGCCGAAGUUCUCUCUGGAUUCGGACCGUAUCAAGCGCGAGCUUGAGGAAUUCCUGAAGAGGGACAACCAGCUGACGCAGCUCAUGAACCGUCACCCCAAGUUCUCAUCCGUCCUGUCUGAGUCCUACGGCACUGAGGUCCGUGCUGUGCAGAAGCGGAAGGCCAAGGACUCGUAUGAGAAGCUUCUUGAGGGUCUCUUCGGUGCUCCCUUGACCAUUCUCUACGCUUCUGACGGCGGCAAUGCGGCGACCCUGGCGAAGCGUCUCGGAAACCGCGGUCGCGCACGCGGAUUGAAGACUCUGGUCAUGGCCAUGGAUGACUACCCCCUGGACGACCUUGCGACUGAGGAGAACGUCGUUUUGAUCACUAGCACGGCUGGCCAGGGAGAGUUCCCCCAGAACGGUCGUGGUCUCUGGGAAUUCGUGAAGAACACGGGUGACUUGGAUCUAUCUUCCAUCAACUACUCUAUCUUCGGUCUUGGUGACAGCCACUACUGGCCACGCAAGGAAGACAAGAUCUACUACAACAAGCCCGCCAAGGAUCUUGAUGCUCGCAUUGCCUUCCUCGGUGGAAAGAAGCUUGCGGACAUCGGUCUCGGUGAUGAUCAAGACCCUGACGCCUUCCAAACCGGUUACUCCGAGUGGGAGCCCCGUCUCUGGCAGGCUCUGGGAGUGGACAAGGUUGAGGGCCUUGCGGACGAGCCUCCCCCGUUGACCAACGAGGACAUUAAGAUCCAGUCCAACUUCUUGCGCGGUACCAUCGCCGAAGGUCUGCUGGAUGAGACCACUGGCGCUAUCUCCGCCAGUGACCAGCAGUUGACCAAGUUCCACGGCACAUACAUGCAGGAUGACCGUGAUGUCCGUGAUGAGCGGAAAGCCCAGGGUCUUGAGCCUGCGUACAGCUUCAUGAUCCGUUGCAGACUUCCCGGUGGUGUCGCUACCCCCCUGCAGUGGCUGCAGAUGGAUGCUAUCAGCAGCUCGCACGGUAAUGAGACCAUGAAGCUCACGACGAGACAGACCUUCCAGUUCCACGGUGUCAUCAAGCGCAACCUCCGUGGCGCUAUGCGGGCUAUCAACAAGUCGCUGAUGACCACCAUUGCCGCCUGUGGUGAUGUCAACCGUAACGUCAUGUGCAGUUCUCUCCCCGAGCUUUCCUACUUCCACCGCGAAACCAACGCCAUCGCCAAGAAGAUUAGCGAUCACCUCCUUCCCUCCACCACCGCCUACCAUGAGAUCUGGCUGAAGGAUGAUGACGACAAGAAGGUCCAGGUGGCUGGCGACGCGAUUGUCGACAGCGAGCCUCUUUACGGUCCUACUUAUCUCCCCCGUAAAUUCAAGAUCACUAUUGCCAUUCCUCCUCACAAUGAUACUGAUGUCUACGCACACGACAUCGGUCUGAUCGCCAUCAAGGGCGCCGAUGGACAUCUGGAAGGCUUCAACGUCACCGCUGGUGGUGGUAUGGGUGCUACUCACAACAACAAGAAGACUUAUCCUCAGACCGGCCGUAUGUUCGGUUACGUUCCGGCGGAUCAAGCCCACAUCUUCUGUGAGAAGAUCAUGUUGGUCCAGCGUGAUCACGGUGACCGCAAGAACCGCAAGCAUGCUCGUCUAAAGUACACCAUUGAUGACAUGGGUGUGGCUGGCUACAAGGAGAAGGUCGAAGCCCUCCUUCCGGAGGGCAUGCGCUUCGCCGAGCCCCGCCCCUUCAAGUUCGUCUCCAACGUCGAUACAUUCGGCUGGUUGAAGGACGAGAAGGGCCUCAACCACUUCACGUUCUUCAUCGAGAACGGACGUAUCGAGGACACCGCCGACUUCAAGAUGCGUACUGGUCUGCGCGAGCUCGCCAAGCUUGACAAGGGUGAGUUCCGUCUUACCGGUAACCAGCACUUGAUCCUGUCGAGCGUCGAAGAUGCAGACCUGCCCGCCAUCAAGGAGUUGAUGGCUCAGUACAAGCUUGACAACACCUCCUUCAGCGGCAUGCGCCUUUCUUCGUCCGCCUGUGUCGCCUUCCCCACCUGCGGUCUCGCCAUGGCCGAGUCUGAGCGCUACCUGCCGGUCCUUAUCGGCAAGUUGGAGACCACUCUUGAGGAGGUGGGCCUGGCCAAGGACAGCAUCGUCAUGCGUAUGACCGGUUGCCCCAACGGCUGUGCCCGACCCUGGCUGGCGGAAGUUGCCUUCGUCGGCAAGGCGUACGGCGCCUACAACAUGUACCUCGGUGGUGGAUACCACGGACAGCGUCUGAACAAGCUGCACCGCUCCUCCAUCAAGGAGGAUGAGAUCCUGGAUAUCAUGAAGGAUCUCCUUAGACGGUACUCCAAGGAACGUAACACCGACGGUGAGACUCCGGAGCGGUUCGGAGACUGGUGCAUCCGCGCCGGCGUUAUCAAGGAGACGACCGAUGGACAGAACUUCCACGAAGGAGUUGCUGAAGAUGACGAAGAGUAGAUGUUAGGUACAUUAAAAAGAGACAUUUGGGUCUCCAGGCAUGCGGUGAUCUUGUUCUGCAUGCAUCUUGAAGAUUUUGUCAUGAUUUCCACGACGAUAUAGCUGUUCUGUACAUACUGUUAUGACUAAACUUCGUCGCAUUUACGUUCUAUAUACGCUGAUAUGGUAAUUUGUUCGUACCAAUGCU